AUGAUCACGGCCACUCCCACUUCCGCCAUUCCGAAUGUCUCGAGGCCUGAAGGCAGCCAGAGGGCGGACAUCGAUCUUCCAGCGACAGGUGACCUCACUUUCUGUGCCGCGUACUUGCUCGCAGUCACCAACACAGCUAAAAUUUGGGCUGUCGCCCAACGCGAACUCGACAAGCCUGAACCGCCUACUUCGAUGCCCGAAUAUACGCUGCCAGGAGAGUCUCGGUACCAAAGCACCCCGGCGAGUUUCUGGACGUCGGGUUUCUUCCCUGGCUCACUUUACCUGAUCUACGAACGCCAGAGAAGGUGGCCUUCUCGAACCAUCCAGAAACCUGACAUUGCCAGCCUACAGCGAGCCUGCAAGUGGUGGACUGAAGCGCUACAUGAGCAGGCACACCAAAAGGGGACCCAUGAUCUCGGAUUCCUCAUCCAGCCGUGGGCACAGCUGGCCUGGGAGCUGGACGAGGACGUGAAGAGUCGUGAUUCACUCUUGGUGGCAGCACGCGGUCUUGCCGAUCGAUUCGAGGAGCGAGUUGGAGCUAUACGCAGCUGGGACACGUGUUUCACAAAGAGAUAUGCCUUUGCAGACCCGUCGAAAGAUUUCCUCGUGAUCAUCGACAACCUGAUGAACCGCAGACUUGCCGAAAUCGCGACCGAGCAUGCUUUGACCACGCUCAAGUCGCAUGUUCGAGCCGACAACAGCACUUGCCACGUAGUCAACUUCGACCAAGGCACUGGAGAGAUCAAGGAGCGGAUCACGAAUCAGGGCUACAGCGACGAAAGCUGCUGGUCCCGAGGCCAAGCGUGGGGAAUCACCGGAUUCGCGCAGGUGUAUGGUUGGACCAAAGAUCCAAGAUUCCUCGCUGUCUCCAAACGCCUUGCCGACUACUUCCUACGCCGCUUGCCCCAAGACGGUGUUCCGAGCUGGGAUUUCGACGCGCCUGGACCGAAUAAGCCCAGAGAUACUUCGGCUGCCAUGGUAGCCGCUUAUGGCCUCAUCCUCUUGGCCGAAGCCGAUCCGUUGCAGUCGCGCAAGUACUUGGCGUCCGCUCUGAGACUGGUUGAGUCGGUAUGCAGGCUGUCGUUCAGCAAGCCCGAGGCCCGCUUUGUCGGGGUCAGUCCGUCCGGCGUGCCAAUCAGUGACGUCGGUGGACACGACACCAUCCUUCUCAAUGCUACCAUCAACAAUUACGAGUUCGCUCCGCGGCGGUGGGCCGACCAUGGUCUCGUCUACGCAGACUAUUACUUCCUUCGCAUUGGCAACAAGCUCCUCGAGAUGGGAUUGCUAUAG
Molecule: messenger RNA, 1290 nt
Organism: Moesziomyces aphidis
Lineage: Eukaryota; Fungi; Basidiomycota; Ustilaginomycetes; Ustilaginales; Ustilaginaceae
Source: the annotation of a GenBank genome assembly